CAGUUAGGUUGGUUCGUUGCUUCCACCCCCCCUCCCCCCUCUCCCACCCACGACUCCUCGAGCCAAGCGAAGCAAACACGGCGCCCAGACCGACGGACGGAGACCAAGCCAGCAAGCCAUAGGCGGCGGAUCCCCGACCCGCCGACGGGACACAGAGAACCCUACCCACUCCCUCCAGGACCAAGAGCUCGCCGCCAGAGCAGCAGGGGGGGAGAGGAGCCGCCGGCUCGACUCCGCUCGGGCAGCCAGCAAGGCCCCUCGCGCGAUUCGGAUCCCCGCCCCGCCGACGGUUCUUGCGAUUCGCGCGCGCCGGAGAUCCGGACUCCCCUCGCACCCGCCGCGCCGCCGUACCGGGGACGGGAGGGGAGGAUCCAUGUCCCAGCCCCACAGGCGCAGCACCGGGAACGGCGGCGCGGUCUCCGGCGCGGGCGCGGGAGGGGACUACAUCAAGUCAUGGAUCAUGUGCGGCAACCUGCAGCGCGGCUUCGGCUCCCUCGUCCGCGAGCCCUGCGGCCUCAACCCGGACCCCUACUACCUCAAGGGGGGCAAAAUGCUCAGGCGAGAGAAAUGGAACACGUGUUUCGAUGCCGACGGGAAGGUCAUCGGCUUCCGUAAGGCCCUCAAAUUCAUUGUCUUAGGGGGCAUGGAUCCCUCUAUUCGAGCAGAAGUUUGGGAGUUUCUUCUUGGGUGCUAUGCCUUAAGUAGCACAACAGAGUAUAGGAGGAAACUAAGAGCCGCUCGAAGGGAGAAAUAUCAAUGUUUAGUUAGGCAAUGCAAGAGUAUGCACCCAAGCAUUGGUACAGGUGAGCUUGCGUAUGCUGUUGGCUCAAAGCUGAUGGAUGUCAGGACUAUGCCAAAAGAAAAUGACAGUAGAGAAGAAGUCAGCACAAGUCAACGAGCCUCAGAAAAUGCACCUGGCAGUACAGUAGAAAAUUCCAACUUAAAUUAUGACUCUGGUGGAGCACCACAGUCACAAAGCUGUAGCAAAUCAGCUGAAGUAGCUGGUUUCAACGCACAUAAUGAUAGCUCUGUAUAUAAUUCAUCCAAAUUUAUGGUGUCCUCCACAGUGGUGAAUAGUUGCUUGUCAGAUUCUGGGGAUUACAAUGACAUGGGUGAACCAAGAUAUGACAGUGAGACAUUCACGGAGUAUCCCUCCCUGCCUGGUACAAACUUGUUCGCAAAUGAUGGUGGGGAUGUCAAUGGGGUUGACGAAAGUCUUUGUAGUUUCUCAGUUCCUGAAGAUAGGUUAAGACAACGUGACGAACGCAUGCACAGCUUCCAAAUCAAUAAUAACAUAGAUCUCAUUAUGGAGUCCAAUUCCAGUGAUCUGUUUCGGGCUAGCAACAGCGACUCAGCCAUCUUUCACUCUGAUGCGUUCAAACAGGAUAGAUGGUUAGAUGACAUUGGCUACAACAGGGAAAUAGUAGAUUCUUUGAAGAUAUCUGAUGCGCCAGAAGCAGAUUUUGUUGACGGAACCAAAUCCGACAGUCCAGUCGCAAACAAAGACAGAGUCGCCGAGUGGCUAUGGACACUGCAUAGAAUUGUGGUCGAUGUUGUCAGAACAGAUAGCCAUCUUGAUUUCUAUGGAGAAUCAAGAAAUAUGGCGAGAAUGUCAGAUAUACUUGCAGUUUAUGCAUGGGUUGAUCCUUCCACUGGAUACUGUCAAGGUAUGAGCGAUCUGCUUUCCCCUUUUGUUGUUCUAUACGAGGAUGAUGCAGAUGCCUUUUGGUGUUUUGAGAUGCUAUUGAGAAGGAUGCGUGAAAAUUUCCAGCUCGAGGGACCGACAGGAGUUAUGAAGCAGUUGGAAGCAUUGUGGAAGAUCAUGGAAUUGACCGAUACGGAAUUAUUUGAGCAUUUAUCAGCAAUUGGUGCUGAAAGCCUCCAUUUUGCUUUCCGGAUGCUGCUAGUGCUUUUUCGUCGAGAGCUAUCUUUUGAGGAGUCGCUGAGCAUGUGGGAGAUGAUGUGGGCUGCUGAUUUUGACGAAGAUGCAAUCAGGAAUUUGGAAGCGAACUGCCUAGAACCGUUGCUACUAGAUGUGAAGAAUGAUUUGUCAUGUGAGGUCAAAGAAGAGCCCCGGGUGAACAAGUACGUGAGAAGAAAAUCCAAAAGCAGGAGAUCCCAUCGUAGAAAUGGUGAAAUCCGCGUGUCCUGCAACCCUGGAGUGAAAUCUAGUACAAGAAAUCCCCUGUGUGGCUUGUCAGGGGCUACUAUCUGGGCAAGGCAUCAACAUAUACCUCAUUUGAGUACAAAUGUCUUGACAAAGAAUGGAGACGACGAACUGCCUAUAUUCUGUGUAGCAGCAAUCUUGAUAAUCAAUCGACACAAGAUUAUUAGAGAUACUCACUCAAUAGAUGAUGCUAUCAAGAUGUUCAACGACAAUAUACUGAAAAUCAAUGUAAAAAGAUGUGUACGCCUGGCUGUCAGGCUGAGGAAGAAGUACCAGUACAAGUCACUAAAAGGAGGUUCAGAGUGAUGAAAAAAAAUAAGGAAAUUGAAGAAUUCAUGUUUCCCCUUAGAAAAAAAUCCAUAAUUAUAUUCAACCAUAAAUUUGAUCUCCAAAGGAGGACGGCGUCGGAGCAGCAGUCCUAAGCAUCUCCAGGAUUUUCUGUUGCGAGGAUAAUUGUACAUAUGAGGAUGGUAAUACUUGAAAACAGUAGUAGAUGAACCAACGCUUGAAAGGGAAAAUAAAGAAAAAGUAUCCCACAAUGUUUGAUGCUGCCAUUGUUCCUGUUGUACCAUAAUCAUGAUGAUUAAGUUAUUUAUGAAUUCUCGAGCAACCGUUAUGGCGUCCAAAAAAAGAGAGGAAUGGAUGAUGUGUAUAAAUCAGUCUGUAAUCAAUUGCGAUCGAUUCAAUAUAGAAGAAUAAUACAAAGAGCGUGGUUUCACGCAUGCA
Messenger RNA from Triticum aestivum (bread wheat), 2893 nucleotides. Its product is annotated as small G protein signaling modulator 1. The record is from RefSeq and is a predicted model, not a curated record. NCBI's taxonomy places the organism in Eukaryota, Viridiplantae, Streptophyta, Magnoliopsida, Poales, Poaceae. Gene Ontology annotation, molecular function: GTPase activator activity. The transcript has 11 exons. Bases 374 to 2473 code for a protein of 699 amino acids. Gene Ontology annotation, biological process: activation of GTPase activity.